Gadus morhua (Atlantic cod) is the source of this 6543-nucleotide messenger RNA. RefSeq names its product adhesion G protein-coupled receptor G2a (gene adgrg2a). The record is from RefSeq and is a predicted model, not a curated record. Gene Ontology annotation, cellular component: plasma membrane. Bases 1018 to 6114 code for a protein of 1698 amino acids. Lineage: Eukaryota; Metazoa; Chordata; Actinopteri; Gadiformes; Gadidae. Gene Ontology annotation, biological process: adenylate cyclase-activating G protein-coupled receptor signaling pathway; cell surface receptor signaling pathway. The transcript has 27 exons. Gene Ontology annotation, molecular function: G protein-coupled receptor activity.
UCCCAAGUCGUGGCAUGAGAUCCAAAAACACGAGCAAUCUGAAGAGUAAUAUCGAGAGUCUCACAGACUCUGCAGUGGUUCCCCCCCCAUCUGGAAGGUCUUGGGUUCUACCUGUAGACAGCAAUAUGCACUUAUCUCCCCCCCCAAACACACUGGCUCCUCAAUAGCCCGUAUACGAAACACAGCGACGGCUAAAUAGUAAAACAGCAUAAUUAACAAUGUCAUCAAUCAAAAGUGCUGGAAUAAUUCCUGCAAAUGCCCUAAAUUUGUGAAUCAAAUGCCCCCACGGUAAAUCCCGGAUGUUUACCAGGGCGUGGGUUAGGUAACCCAGUCUGUGCAGCUUGUCUCUGGCCAGAGGGCCGACUCCCAGCAGGACAAAGAGACAGCGAGCACAUGAUAAUCCUCUCCGUUUACCACAGAAGAAGAGUGGCGAGAUAUGAUAGUCCCAGGCUGAGCCUUACAUCCGCAGUGUCCGGCGUGUCAGCCGGGAUAUUGUUGUCACCGGGAUGAGCUGCAGGUGUGUUCCUGAUGUAGUGCAGUGUGUUUGUAGUGUGGAUAUCCCCCCAAACAAAACACUCUGACGCACACAGGCACGCAUGCUGCAUACAGUCACUCACAUACAAAAUUACUCUACUUGUGGGAGUCAGUUGGUUCUUGUAUUGGACUCUUUUCAAAAGCUAUUAGAUUAAGGAUAGAAACAAUGGCAUCGUCCUAAAGUUAUCAUUUUUAAGAAAGAUCUUAGAACACACCUUUUUUUUUUUGCUUUACCUUUGUCAAGUUAUGGGUGAUAACAAAACUCUGAAAGGUACAACUGAAAUGUAUCUCUGUGGCUCGCGGCAUUUUUCAUUUUAUGUCUUCUUCUUGCUUCCACAGGUAUAGCGCUUUGUACUGCUGCGUUGCACUAUAAUGCAGUAUUGCAAAAUUCCAAUCUAAACACAGUUUCCUCGAAGCUCCUUUGAGUCCCUGGUAGAGGGGUUUCUCCGGUCGUGGCUUUGGCCCUGUGUCUCCAGGUAGAGGAUGGCCCCCCAGAGGAGGGCCCUCGGCCUGCUCCACGCCGUCUGGGUCUGGAUGCUGGCUCCUCAAGUCCAUGCCUACUUCAUGGGCGACAGUAAAGCGGUGCUGAACGGCUGCCAGGACCACUGGACCCUCCAGGACCGGGCCGCCAUGCCGCGGCUCCUCCGGCUGACGGUGUGCGUCGACGUCCGGGUGCUGUCGCCGGGCGCCUGGGUGGCCUUCUCCUACAGGUCGGCGCACGCUCCGCACCCGGAGCUGGGCCUGGAGGGGGACGACGGCGCGCUGUACGCCUGGCUGCUUGGCGUCAGGCACCGCUUCCCGCGGCCGCUGGCGCCGGGCCAGUGGCAGCAGGUGUGCCUGCGGAGGGACGUGCACGGCAACACCUUCAUCCUCCACGUGGACAGGGUGCCGGUAGCGGAGAGAACGGUCAUCGCCAAGGCCCUGACGCCCUCCGGCUCCCUGCUGCUGGGGUGCCGGCCCGGGGACCGACCCCAGAGGGACGGGGCCCUGGGCAGGAUCGAGCUGUACCUGUUCAGGGUGUGGUCCGACCUGGACGACCACGCCCUCUGCGAGGACGGCUCCGUGAUUGGCUGGGACUCCGACCUCUGGGGCGUGACCAGCAGCCGGACCCGGCAGAGGGACGACAGCCUGGCGUGUGGUGAGCGCUUCGCCUUACCGGGGGAAGGCAUCGGAGUCACUUCUACAUUGACCAAUCAACAACCCCCCAUCGACCCAACAGCCAAUACAAGCGAGGCAUCCGAUACAUCAACCACGGCGUCAGUCCUUAAGACCACUGACUAUACUUCACAGCCCACCCCCCUGAAUCCAUCCGUUACCAUGGCUACCUCGACGAACGUCACACCCUCGACAACAGUGAGCACGGGUUCCCUAGCAACGGUGGAGGGGGUCGUGACUAUGCUGAUACCCAGUCCAGUUCCUCAAGCUCCGCCCUUCGGCGAUGCCAGCACUGCCAAUCAGAUCACCGGCUACAAACCGACCCCACCAAUCACAGCUCUGCCAUCCUUUCAAAUCCCACCGCCAAUUCCUGUUCCACUGGGAUCAAGUGUGAAAUGUGACAUCACACCCUUCUGUACCAACGACGUUGCUCAUUAUUGGAUGCUGAUAAGUGUGGAGGCUGAAACAUCUGGCCGUGCCGAGGCAGAUGUUAUCCGUUGGGCCUCGGCUGUGUUCGGGUGUGGCAGCAGCACAUACCCCGACCAACGGGCCCCCCAGGGCCCUGCCCAGGGGGACCCGCGCCUCGUCUGUCAGGGGGACAGUCCCGUUCAGGAGCUCCAGGUAUCCUGUGAAAAGGAGAAGAGAUCAAGGUGUGCAGACUGCAGUGUGCUGAUGCGGUUCAGUCAACCAGUACCAGUGUGUGAGAUCCAGUACCAGAUGACCAUGAGCUUCGGCAAAGAUCUGAAGAUCUGCAGCGCCGGACACUUGGAGAGAGUUGGUCGUGGACUGUGUGGGGAAGUAGCGCCCUCCAGCGGUGGAUUCGUAAGGUGCAGCCCCUUCUCUUCACUGGCAGACGCCUGCCAGUCUGAAACUCCUUCAAACUACACAUGCUCUCCACUAGAACCUGGCUCUAUCCGUGUUGCUCUGCCUGAGAGAGACCUCUGCAGCUUGCGUUGUGGGUCUCCCGGGCUGUCUGCCAGGGUUCUGCUGGGGUCCAGCCAGGUGUGGAUGGGGGGUCGGGACCCCUGCAGAGAACAGCCCCCUGUCCUCUGUGACCGUUCCAGGAAACAAGCUCUGAUUUUGACCGAGAGCUGUCCCAUCCCGCCUCUAAUGCCUCCUAUGACCAAUCAGAGCAUGCUGCUGCCCUCCUUCCUCCGUGAUACAAACUUCACUGGAUUCCCCGAGUUAAGGGCUCCUCCUCUGAAGUAUGAAAUACUUUCAGAUACGAAUACCACAACAGUUGGACCCAUAGUUACAACCACACCAGAAACUAUUAGUACCGCAAAUACCCAGCAUACAUCUCUCCAGAGUACACCAAUACCAACAGUCCCACUGAACCUGAGUCUAAGUAGUAAUUCAUCACUUGGUUUGAGUUUUACAACCCCACCGGUGACUGAGACCUUAAACAACACAACACAAUCUUAUAACACUGAGGUGAUCCAAAGUGCCCUCUCAGAUCAGACCCCAGAACAAAACACAUCGCUCCCAGAGAGCUCAAGUCUCACGAACCUCCGCACCACCACGAGUCCGGACCAGGUGCAGUCCCACAACGCGUCUCAAACAGCAACUCCAAAUAAAGCGCAGACUACGGGAAGCACGGUGACCGUUGUCACGACGACCACUCCUGACAACAAAACAGCCCUUAAGGACGGUACAACGAGGACGUUCCAGAACACCUCGGUGGUCCCCGACGCUGCGAUGCCACACAGUACGACGGAGGCUCCUAGCGUCAGUCGGGCCCCCACUAUCCGAUACGAUGCAACAACGUUGGCCCCUGUCAGGCUCAACACAACAGCCCCUCCCCAGUCCUUUUCAACCGUCGGCAAUCACACUCUUCCCGUGACCAUGACAAAAGCAACCCAAACUCUCUGGAACACGACAGUGUUGCCGACCGGCAUCAACACAACGGGGAUCCCUGGCAACGGUACUGUACCGGUUGCUAUGGUAACCAUCGUUGCUACGGACAAUCAAACCCUGCACAGCUUGGAGUCGUCUUUGCCAAGCAAUGCGACUACGCUUGAUGCGACAACUACUUCCCUCGACGGCAGGACAGCGAAUCAUAGCAAUGCAAUAUUACCGAACGAAACAACGACGCGAAGCGUUGUCAUGGCGACCGAUAGGGAAACGCCAUCAACCGAUCCGACUACAACGGCCGCACGUGACCCACAAACGUACAACUGGACUGAAACAAACACAAACAAAACAGUUAAUAUGACCUUUGGUGUCACAAUGACCCAGACCUCCACAAACCCGCCAAACCUUAGCACCACAUCCGUUGUCAGCAUUGACAUCAUCACCACCAGCACCAUACCGCCAGUACAAUCCCCUUUAGCGACCACAACCUCAUCCAUGACAGUAUCCGAUCAGCACAGCAAAAACCAAAGCAUACACACUCCAGAGACAGCAACACCGACCAAUCAUACUGUAGCAACGGUGACAGAGUCGUUACCAUUAGACACCACCAUCACCAACCAAAGCAACAUGUCUGCUUCCACCACUGGUAAUAUAUCGCUUGGGGCCACGGAGACGUCUGAACACCCCAGGGGUCAAGAGGAGGAAGCAAAGGAGCUGGAGAUUCAGUCCCAGAAAGUCUCCAAACUCAACUCCUCCCAGGUGGAGGAGUUGGUGGGGAGGCUAGAGAGGCUGCUGGACGGAGCCAGUGUCCCCCUAGUGGUGGGGCGCAUCGCCGUGCGUGCCAUCAGUAACCUGAUGGAGGGACACCACCUGGCCAUUUCCUCCUCCACUAACAGGCUAAUCCAUUCGGUGGACCAGCUGGCUCUGAAGCUGGAGGUGGGGGCAGAGACACUGGUGCUGUCGGCCAGCUCCCUGGCUCUGGCUGUGCGGCCCCUCGACGGGUCACGGUUCCCCGAGACCUCCCUCUCCCUCACCGACCCUGCUCACCUUCAGGUAAGCACUGCAGACAGGUCCCUUCCCCAGAGGUCGGAGGUCGACCUGGCUUCUGUGUACCUCCCUUCCUCCCUCCUGGAAUCCCUGACCCCCUCGGAGAGGGCCCUGGCCACCAGGGUGCAGUUCACCUUCUACACCACCCCCAAACUAUUCCAGGACGUCGCGCUGGGGAACGGAACACUGGUCAGCCCGGUGCUGGGAUCCAGCGUCACCAACCUGUCCAUCAGUAACCUCAGAGAGAACAUCCAGUUCAGCAUCUGCAGCCCUCACAGCACACAGGCUAACGCUCUGCCUCAAUGCGUGUUCUGGGACUUCAGGCUGAACGGUGGCCGAGGGGGGUGGAGCCCUGAAGGGUGCUCCGUCCUCAACGUCACAGACGGAAAAACAACCUGCAGCUGCAACCACCUCACAUCCUUCGCUGUCCUGCUGGACCUGUCCAGACGAGGUGUGUCUGACCGUCAGCACGGGGCGAUCCUCACCUUCAUCACCUACAUCGGCUGUGGGGUCUCUGCAGUCUUUCUCUCCAUCACCCUGCUCACCUACAUGUGCUUCCGGAAGUUACUCCGCGACAUCCCCUCUAAGAUCCUGGUGCAGCUCUGUCUGUCCCUCCUCCUCCUCAACCUCGUCUUCCUAUUGGACGGCUGGCUAGCGCUCUACCCCGCCCCCGGGCUGUGCAUAAGCACCGCCUUCUUCCUGCACUACUUCCUGUUGACGUCCUUCACGUGGGCGGGGCUUGAGGCCCUGCACAUGUACCUGAGCAUCGUGCGGGUGUUCACCCCGUACCUUAGCAGAUACAUGCUCAGGUUCUCCCUCAUGGGCUGGGGUAUUCCUAUGACGGUGGUAGUGGUCAUCAUAUCGGUGGACAAAGACAACUACGGCCUGAUCACCUACGGAAAAUACUCUGACGGCACUACCGAUGACUUCUGCUGGUUGCGGAACAACAUUGCGUUCUACAUCGGGGUGGUGGCGUACUUCCUGGUCGUCUUCCUCCUGUGCCUGGUGGUGUUCACCGUGGUGCUCGCCCAGCUGGCCCGCAUCAAGCGGCAGAACCCCCACCACCAGUGCCCCCGGCGGGGCCUGGUGACGGACCUGCGCAGCGUGGCCGGCCUCAUCCUCCUGCUGGGCCUCACCUGGGGCUUCGCUCUGUUCGCCUGGGGGCCGCUGCACCUGCCCUUCAUAUACCUCUUCUCCAUCUUCAACUCUCUGCAAGGUUUCUUCAUCUUCUUAUUCCACUGUGCCGUCAAGGAGAACGUUCGUAGACAGUGGAGAACCUACCUGUGCUGUGGGCGCCUGCGAUUGGCUGAAAACUCAGAAUGGAGUCGAACGGCCACCCAGAAUCCAAAGAAGCAGUCCGUUGCCGUGAUAACAAACGUAGCCCUGAGCCCGGCAUCUCGGAGCUCCUCCCUCAGCAGCGAGAUGACAAAUAGCUUCGGCUCAGACAGUGGUAUAUCGGACAGCUACAACGGUGAUGUCGUGCUCAACGAGAUCCACCGGCGCAACAUGGCCGCGCUGUCGUAGCUCGACAGGCCGGGGCGACGGCCUGCCCCUCGUUGGCCCAGCUGGUGGUCCACCGUCACUCACAAAAGGGCACACGCUUAUCAAAUUAGAGCUAGUUAGGGCGAGUGAGGGCUGGUCGUUGCUUUCAAGGCCCAGGGAAAGCUACUCAAAGGCGACUUUAAGGGCGUCAGGGCGAGGUAGGCAGGUCCGGAGCAGGAACAUUACUUUUCUUUAGCUAUGACACGUGCUGUUACUUCCUGUUUAUGACUUGGGUAGUUUAGUAACUAUGUUGAAGUGCCAACAUGCUUAGAUUGCUAUUUGGCUGAAGGACAACCGAAAUCAGCUAAUUUCUGUAUAAGGUGUAGAAUAUAUAAACAUUAAUAAUUGUAAUUCUCAAUUUAUUUUGAUGAAGUUCAAAAGCGAAUGAGGUUUAAUAAAAAAACAGAAUAA